Messenger RNA from Zychaea mexicana, 666 nucleotides. RefSeq lists its product as uncharacterized. The transcript has 4 exons. NCBI's taxonomy places the organism in Eukaryota, Fungi, Mucoromycota, Mucoromycetes, Mucorales, Lichtheimiaceae. The annotation marks the transcript as partial. The record is from RefSeq and is a predicted model, not a curated record.
CAAGAUUGUGUUGCAGUGGAUGGUGGCUAUACUCUUUUUAUAAAACAAUUUGAAUCCUUCUGUAAAAAUAAAAACAUUGAUUUAAAUGAUAAAAACUUUUUCUAUCCUAUUCGUAAAGAAACAGGUAUACCAUUAAAUAAACAAGAAGAAUAUUAUAACCGAGUAUUUGGUAGUUUUAGAAUUGUAUUUUUACUAAAAGAUAUCCAGAAUUUUGUUAAUAAGUUUAAUAUUAUAGAACAAGAACAGCAUAAAAUUUGGAUAAAUGAUAAUUCUGAUUUUCCAAAUGAUAUGAGAUUAAUAGAUAUAGUAUAUACAAAUCAAAUGGAACAAAUAGAAAAAAUAAAAGAUUUAAAUAAAAUUCAAAUGGAUAUUGAUGAUAACAAUAAUGAUCAUAAUGAUACAGAUAUUGAUUUUCCUGAAUAUCAUAAUAUAUCUAAAGAAAGAAAAAGAAGGUCAAAGAAUAAAAAUAAAAGUUUAAAUAUAUAUGAAUAUAGAAAUGUUCAAAAAAUAGUAAAUCACAAGAUAGAAAAUAAAAGAUAUAUGUUUUAUGUGAAAUGGAAAGGCUACCAAGAUGGUGAUAAUAGUUGGGUUCAUGAAAGUGAUUUUAAACAAAAACAAAUAAUUAUUGACUAUUUUAAUGAAAAGAAUAUAUUAUAUACUUCAUAA